AUGAGGCGCUUCCUGAGCAGAAAGGGCCGCUUCUCCCUGCGCCAGAGCAAGUCUGGGACCCGGAGUGCCGCCAAAGAUUUCUACCUUGGCCUCCCGGCCACCAAUCAGAAUUGGCCAGAGGCGUUUGGCUUCCGUCUGGCGGGCACCGGGCCCAGCUACAUCCUGUCUGUGGUGGAGGGCAGCAGUGCCUACCUGGCCGGCCUGCAGCCUGGUGACCAGGUGGUCGACAUCGAGGGCCAAGAGGUGACCAACCUCAGCACACCUGCCCUGAUUGCUCUGGCUCAGACCCUCAAGACAGUCCCACCCAGCAUCGGUGUCGUGUCACGUAUCGAACAGAUUGACAUCACCCCAGGCCCAGACGGCCGCUUUGGCUUCACCAUCGUGGGAGAUAGCCCUCUCAUGGUUGAGGAGUGCAUGCCUGGCGGCCCAGCCGGUCGGAGUGGCCUCAAAGUUAGUGACUAUGUGAUGGAAGUCAACGGCAUCCCAGUGAAGCACCACGAGACCGCAGCAGCCAUGAUCAAAGCUGCUCAAGGUCGACCUCUGCGUCUGGGCGUGCUCAGCAUGGCCCGCCGGCCCAAGCGUCUGAGCAGCAGCAUGAGGGUGCUGUCGCAGAGUGGAGACAGCAUCAGGGAGAGUCGGGCCCACAAAGCCAUGGAGUUCAAUAAAAAGGUGGAAGAGGUUCUUGGAGAGGAGCCUGAUGUGAAGGAACAGCUGUUUGAGGUGCUGAAGCAGUACGCUGCUGACAGGGAUGUGGACAGUCUGGCUGAGGCCCUGCCCGACAUUCUGAUCACAGAGGAGCAUCAGCUGCUGAUUGACAACGUCAGGAUCUUCAUUCCCAAGAAGCACCGGGAGCGUUUUGAUGAGGUGGUUUCUCAGAGCUUGAUGAGCCGGCUGAAGGGCCGGAGCUUCAGUGAUCCAAGCCGUAGCCACCUUCGCCGCAGCCGAAGCGAAGAUCACCCCGAACGCCUCCUUGUCUCCACCCGUGCAAGUUCAGUACCACGCACCCACGCAGACGAAGGCGGGCUUCCCCCCACCAGAGGCAUGCGCAAGACCACCUCACUCAUCGCUGGCCACUCCAGUGGCACCACCACCAACUGCAGGACGGUAAGAGUGUGCAAGGGCAACAUGAGUUUUGGCUUCACUCUCAGGGGCCACGCUCCAGUGUGGAUUGACUCAGUGGUCCCAGGAAGCCCGGCUGACAAAGCGGGGUUAAAACCGGGCGACCGGAUCCUGUUUCUCAAUGGACUGGACAUGAGGACCUCCUCUCAUGAGAAGGUGGUGUCCAUGCUGCAGGGAAGUGGUGCCAUGCCCACCCUGGUAGUUGAGGAUGGUUCACCUACCUUUUCUAUGGCCGAGCAGCAGGAUGUUGCAGGGGGGGGUGGUGCUACCGAGCGUGCCCGCUCUCCUGCACUCAGCUCCCUGCAGUGGGUGGCAGAGAUCCUUCCUCCCAGUAUCAGGGUUCAGGGUCGCACCUUUGGACAACAGCUGGAGCACCUGCUGACCAUCCAGGAGAAGUACACCAUCUGCAAGGCCUUGGAGAACUUCUUUCAACAUAGGAAUGUUGACACCCUGAUUGUGGACGUGUUCCCGGUGCUGGACACCCCAGCCAAACAGGUGAUCUGGCAGUUUGUUUACCAGCUGCUGACAUAUGAAGAGCAGGAGCACUGCCAGAGCAAGAUUUCCCGUUUUCUCGGGUACAAAGCACCAGUGCCACCGCCGCCACCACCACCUCCUGGCCUUCCUGAGCCCGAGUUGGCCCCCGAGCCGCAUCGCCGUAGCAGUUCCAUGAGAGUGACCGGGACCACGUACAGGAGCAGUGUGAGGGGACGUAGCUCUGAUGACCUGGUCAUCGGCACACACAUUGGCAUGGGCAUCCAUACAGAACCAGUGCAGGAGACUGGGAUGAGGUUGGCUCCAGGAGAGAGACAAUCGGGAGAUGGCACCUCUCUCCCUGAAACUCCCAAUAACCUCACCAAUCUGUCAGCAGUCUACGCUGAACUGGAAAACAUGUACUCAACCAAGCGGUCCAAGUCUCUGAAGAGUCGCCCUCCUCCUGCCCCUGAGAGUUUGCUGGACCUGGAACCUCCUUCACGCGCAUCGACUCCUACAUUACAUGGUAGCCGUAUAGGUCCUCCUCCCCAUUCUCCUUGGCCCGAUCCUCUGCCCAGUCCACCUGCAGCACAGUUCUACCCAUCAGGGUUGACAAGCCAGACCAGUGGGGAGUCCAACCCCUACAUCAGCCUGGACAGUCCCCCUCCCUCACCCCCAGAACCGGACUUCCCAUCCAGCCCGCCUGUCCACCGCAGCAGCAAGCGCCGUUACACCUUCUCCAAACCUCCUCGCUCAGAGGACACAGAUCGUUUUCUGGAUGCCCUGAGCGAGCAGCUGGGACAGAGGGUGGCCAUCGUCGAUGACUUUUUGACCCCGGAAAAUGACUAUGAGGAGGAUGUUGUGCAGAUGGACUUUCCAGAUGAGGAUGAUGAGGAUAAUGAAGACGAGCUUGGUGUGGAUGAAGAUGAAAAUGGAGGAUUUGUGGCUCCAGAGCUCAGCAGCCCAAGUGAUGUCCAAAGUAGUAGUGGAGAAGAGAAUGCCUCCUCCCUCACCUAUUCCUCCUCAUCUGAUCACAUCCCUCCACCUCCCAUGACCCCUCCUCCGCCCCCACCUGUUCAGUUCAAUGACCCACCUCCUCCCCCUCCGCCGCCUGUGCAGGCUCAACCUCAGCACCAACAGCAGCAGCAAACGCUAUACACUCCUGAGCAGUCACCGAGGGUGUACGUACCCAUCCGCCGGAAAUCUGGUCCUCCUCCACCACCUCCUCCGCGCAGUAAUCCACCACCAAAACGCCUCUCCUUACAUAAAGUCCUUCCCCCAAGAGAAGACCUACAGGCCCAGACUACCAUACAAGAGUUAAAAGCGUACCAAGAACAACAAGCCUACCAGGAAAGACAAGCUUACGAGGAGCAGCAAGCAUAUAAGGAGAGACAGGCAUAUGAAGAGCAAAAAGCCUAUGAAGAACAACAACUUUUCCAAGAGCAGCAGGCCUACCAGGAACAACAGGCUUAUCAGGAGAAACUGUUCAAGGAGAGGCAAGCUUAUGAAGAGCAGAAAGCUUUUGAGGAGCAGCAAAUGUACCAGGAGCAGCAGGCAUACCAAAACAGACAGCGUCAAGCCUAUCAGGAGCAAAAAACAUACGAGCAUCGUCAAUCGUACAAGGAGCAAAAAGUAUUUGAAGAACUUAAAGCCUUUCAGGAACAAAAAGCUUACGAGGAGCGUCAAGCCUACGAGGAGCAACAAGCGUAUCAAGAGCAACAGCUGCAGCAGCUCUAUCAGAGCCACCAGUCCAUGCCUGCCCAGCCAACACAACAGAAAUCCCAUUCACCUCUGCCUCUCCAGUCCUUACCACCACUGCACUCCCCAGACUCCACCCAUCACCACAUUAAUCACCCUAUGUAUAUGAUGCGCCAAGCGCAACAACAGGCUCACCAGAUUCAUUACCACCGACGGCUGUCUCGUUCAGCCCCUCCACCACGUCAGCCAUCGCCCCAACCAACCGUCCACCCUGACCAACAAGGUCAGUACGCUGAGGGCAUCUACCAAAGUCAUCAAAGCAUUAGAGCUAAACCCCUUCAUUCGUCAACAGAGAUGCUCCACCAGAUGCACCAAGUCCCAGCACAUCAUUCCUCUGCUGAAAUGCUGCAGCAGAUGCAGCAAGUCCACACCCAUUACUCGUCAGCAGAAAUGCUACAGCAAAUGCACAAAGCCAAGGCCCAUCAUUCUUCAACAGAGCUUUUGCACCAAUCUCACCAAAGGCAGGAAAUGCAGCCUCACCACUCCUCAACAGAACUCCUCCAUCAAGCUCACCAGAUGCAUCGUGGACAACCCCACCAUUCGUCAACUGAGCUCCUCCAUCAAAUGCACCAACCCAAGCCCCACCACUCAUCAACAGAGCUUCUCCAUCAAGAACUUCAAAUGCACAAACCCAAGCCCCAUCAUUCAUCUACAGAGCUUCUCCAUCAAGACCAUCAAAUGCACCAACCCAAGCCCCAUCACUCAUCUACAGAGCUUCUCCACCAAGCCCAUCAGAUGCAUCAACCCAAGCCCCAUCACUCAUCUACAGAGCUUCUCCAUCAAGCACAUCAAAUACACCAAUCCAAGCCCCAUCACUCGUCUUCAGAGCUUCUGCAUGAAGUGCAACAAGAGCCUGCCUCCCUCCCACUUCAGCUGAGCCGGGAAAGCCACUCCCACCAGAGCCAUGGAAGCCGCAGAAGUCUUAAAGGUCAUCAUCAAGCUGACGUCGCACAACAGGGGAGACUUCAAGAGCAGCAGAUCCACCAAACCCAUCACCCCCAGCCCACUAAACCCUCUCCCCAAAGACCCCACUCUAUCCAACAGACUCAUCACCAUUCCAGCUCACCUCAGAUCCACCACAUCCUUCACAUGACCCCCCAGCCUCCUCCUCAGGACUACCAGCACCAGAUCCAUGUCAUACACCCUCCACAGCAGCCCAACAGACCCACGCCUCUCCUCUCCACGUUUCAGCCCCUCCAGUCCACCCUUUCCACCUUCCAACCUGUCCCUCAACACCACCAAUCACAGCACCAGGCCUCCAACCAAAUGGCUCGUCCACAGUCCCAGCCCUCACAUCACCUGUCUCUAAACCAGCCCCAAUCCCAGCCCCACCACAAGCAGUCCAGUAGCCAGACCCAGCCCCAGUCCCUACCCCACUCCCUCUCCGAUCCAACAGAGCGCCUGGAGCCCCCUCCACCUCCACCCCUCCCACCCCCCUGCACCCCUCCACCACUGCCCAGACCAGGCCUGUCCAGGAUGGACUCCAAUCACAUGAGUGUGAAGCGGUUGCGCUGGGAGCAGGUGGAAAACUCAGAGGGGACCAUAUGGGGACAGUUGGGAGCAAAUUCUGAAUAUGACAAACUGCAUGACAUGGUGAAGUAUUUGGAUCUGGAGCUUCACUUUGGGACACAGAAGAGCUCCAUUCCUGCUCCAGAGCCAUCUCUCCAACUAGAAACAUUCAAGAAGAAAGAUGUAAUAGAAAUUUUGUCCCAUAAGAAGGCUUACAAUGCCUCCAUCCUGAUAGCCCACCUGAAGCUGUCUCCUGGAGAACUGCGUCAGAUCCUGAUGAACAUGGCCACAGAUCGACUCGAGCCUGCUCACAUCAAGCAGUUGCUGCUGUACGCCCCUGAUGCAGAGGAGGUGAAAAAAUAUGAGGAGCAUCGGCAGGACCCCAGCAAACUCAGUGAACCAGACCAGUUUGUGUUGCAGAUGUUGUCAGUACCAGAGUACAAGACCCGUCUGCAGAGCCUCUUCUUCAAGUGUUCCCUUCAGGAGAAGACAGAGGAGUUGAGGGGAGCGUAUGACUGUAUCUACAAAGCUUCCACGGAGCUGAAGACCAGCAAGAAGCUUGCCAAAAUACUAGAAUUUGUGUUGGCAAUGGGGAACUAUUUGAAUAACAGCCAGCCUAAAACCAACAAGACUACAGGCUUCAAGAUUAACUUCCUUACAGAGCUGAGCACAACUAAAACAGUUGAUGGGAAGUCAACCUUUUUGCAUAUUCUGGUCAAGUCAUUGUGUCAGCACUUUCCAGAUGUGUUGGAUUUUUCCAAAGAUCUCACAAUGGUUCCUCUAGCAGCAAAAGUCAAUCAAAGGACUAUCACAGCAGAUGUGGAUGACCUUCAUGCAACCAUUCAGGACAUUCGCUCAGCUUGUCAAAAGAUGCCAGCGACUGCUGAGGAUCGUUUUGCUAUUGUCAUGAGUAACUUCCUGGAAAACAGUCAUCCAUCAAUCCAGUCCCUGGAAUCUCUCCAGCAGAGAGCAAUGGAAGAGUUCAGCAAAACCGCCUCGUUUUUUGGUGAGGAUGGAAAAAACGCCAACACCGAGGCCUUCUUUGGUAUCUUUUCUGAGUUCAUGGGCAAAUUUGAGAGAGCGCUCAGUGAUCAACAAGCCGCAGAAAUCCCAAAGAGUCCCAGGAGUCCACGAAUGGCCUCCCCACUGGUGUGGUAAUGCAUGUAAACAUACAGAGAUGGCAGCGUACAGUGCAGCACUUGAUACACACGUGCUGCACGUUUGACAUGAACGAACACACACAGGUUCUACGUGCAAUACUGAGAAAAUACGCACAAACGAAGGAAGUAGAAGAAACCUGGAUGGAAAUAAAUGUAAUGUUUUUGCAUUAAAGGUGUAUACUUAACCAUUUUUGUUUUCAGUACAGGAUAUAUAACAGUAUAUAUAACAAUACUGGUAUAAAGCUUAAGACCAGUCAUCAG
Messenger RNA from Cololabis saira (Pacific saury), 6278 nucleotides. It is a transcript of the gene grid2ipa, whose product is annotated as glutamate receptor, ionotropic, delta 2 (Grid2) interacting protein, a. The transcript has 23 exons. Gene Ontology annotation, molecular function: protein binding. The record is from RefSeq and is a predicted model, not a curated record. Bases 1 to 6015 code for a protein of 2004 amino acids. NCBI's taxonomy places the organism in Eukaryota, Metazoa, Chordata, Actinopteri, Beloniformes, Belonidae. Gene Ontology annotation, biological process: regulation of DNA-templated transcription.